AUGGGUACAAACGGAGGGCGUGCAAAUGUUUUCGGCGUUAUUGUUGCGGGAAGAUUGGUCAGCGAUGCGGAUUCAAUCAAUCAUGUGGUUGUUUUUCUCACCGGUGUAACACCUUUUCCUGAGGGCACUGGUGGUUCAGUUUAUAUUCGAUGGCCUCAGAGUGAUGCUAGUGGCAUGAAUUGGCAUUAUCUUGGGUUUAUUUGCAAUGAGAAACCAAGUGCUAUAUUUCGUGUAUCACAGUUACAUAAAGUGAACGCACUCCAUGAAGGUGUAUUCACCAACCUCGGAUCAACAUCAAAUGUCACCACUCAUGGGAGCGCGCAACUCGGUAUUCAAGUCGAACCGUUGACUUCUAUUAGCGACAAGGUCCCGGCUGCCGGAACUGCGCCUAGCCAGCAGGCGACCUUUGUAGAAUACGCUCAAAAGAUGCUUCAGAAUUUUAUCAAUCAUGUUGAGUCAUUCGUGGUUCGUUUGCCGAGACCGGAUAAUGCACUCGAACGCGCUGACUAUGUUCCCGCGUCAGCCGUUCAAUAUUGGUUUGAAAAUUUUCGUCGUCGGCUCGCUCAAAAUCCGGACUUUUGGAGAAAUUUAUCAUAG
Molecule: messenger RNA, 597 nt
Organism: Anisakis simplex (herring worm)
Lineage: Eukaryota; Metazoa; Nematoda; Chromadorea; Rhabditida; Anisakidae
Source: the annotation of a GenBank genome assembly